AUGCUUCUCGGUGGGAAUCGGAGACGACGGCUGUGGUUGUCGCUCUAUCUCCUCUCUCUCCUCAUUCCCCCACUCCAUUCCUCAGCCUUAAUGCCGAGUACUGGUAAGCCUAGACUACCAGUAUAACCCCUCUCUUUAGUCGUAUCUCAUUUUCUUGAUUCAAUCCGAAUAGUUGGUCGGCUAGCGGCCGAGCCAGGUGAUUCUUGUCUUCUGGACGCUCAAUGCUCUUUGUCGGGUGACGUAAUUUGUUCACAAAAGGGUCUUUGUGAAUGUGCCAUCGGGUCUUGGAAUGGGGCUCAGUGCGUUUCUUUUGACGACGAGAAUCAGGAUGAGCAAUAUGCUGGGAGUGGAGAAGGUAACUAAAAAAAAGGAGAGUAUUCUUUUAGAAAUUGCAACUACUGAGAAACCAGAAUGUUCUAGCUUAGAAGUGGAGAAGAAUGGAAAGUGUUAUGUCAGGAAAAAGCCUGGUGAAACCUGUGAUUUCUCUGAGCAAUGCAUGAAUAUCGGCGACGUCCAAUAUUAUUGCAUUGCCAAUAUUUGCCAAGAAGCUCCAGGUAAAGCACGUCAGGGUUAAUAAUGUUCUUAGAAUGCCCCCCUGGAUAUGUUGCCAUGGGCGCUGAAUGUCUUCCUUAUUCUGUCACUGGAGGGCCUUGUAUACAUCCAAUCCAAUGUCUGACUGGUUCUGUUUGUAUCAAAGGCAAAUGCAGAGGCCCGUGUGAUUUCAAUCAAGUAUUCCUUGAAGAGUCUUGUGUGGAUUACGGUAGUUUUAUCGUUAAUUUAUUCAAGUUAUUUUAAUCUCAGAAGGUGCUGGAUGUGUCGCCAUUUCUUGUAUCAGCAACAAAUGUCCUCGGUCCUUUCCUUCCUGCAAUUAUAUUGCCCAGCAAAAGGAUUACCUGUGUUGUGAUCGGUCUAUGGGUGGGUUUUGUGUGAUUAUAACCUUUAGUUUUUUAAAUCUACGUUAUGAUGAUUGAGACUUUUUUAGAGACAAAAGUUACUUGUCCGCUCCCCAAUUCGGAGCCUCAGAGAGACAAGGAGACGGGGAAUGUGGUGGAAUGUAUGCACCGGCCUUGCACUGCCAACUAUCGCUGUGUCUUUGCAUCUUAUGGGAGGGGGAAAUACAUUUGUUGUUCUAAACCCAAACCAAAACCGAAAACCGAAGAAAAUGAGAUGGUUGAAGAAGAAGAAGAAUUCUAUGGGGAGAAAACAACCACGAAGGGACCGUGGGUCCCUCCUCCUCCUCGACCCGUGGACACUCCAUGGACACCGGACCCAAGACCCGUACAGAAUAACAUGAACUGGCCCUACAACAAUAACAACAACUACAAUAAUUGGGGUAAUUGGAAUAGCAAUUACAACAAUUGGGGCACAAACUGGGCUAACAGAAAUUGGGGAAACCAGAAUUGGAAUAGUGGAUGGGGCCGAAAUAAUAAUUGGAAUAAUUAUAACUACGGACAGCAAUGGAACAACGGUCAUGCCCUCAGGCGACGGAAGUUGAGACCUCAGAAAGAACUGGGAAAAGGUAUGCCAUCCACAAGAUCCAACUGGAUUGUCGGAUCACGCAACUUUCCCCGGAGACUGGUUCGAAAACGGCCGAAGAGGCCUUUUGUAAACACUCCAUUCGUUCAACAUCAUCCUGGAGUGGACAAUCAGACCGGCAAUACUACUUAUGAACUGAGCACAGAAAUCGUCGAGCCUGAAUAUAGGCACAGCUGGACCCAUGCUAUCAAAGUUCUCAUUUAUUGGUGCUGUACGAACAAGCCUUGUAUAUAUCGGGAUCAUUUGGAUGCAUUCUGCAGCAAGAUACUCGACACCGACAUGAUAACUCAACAUCUCGCAGCAACCGAAAUGGACGAAUACAUGGAUACUGAGGUGAGGGAAAACACCAAGGACCCAGACCCCAGCUUCCCCAUUAAUGUAGUAUAA
Messenger RNA from Bursaphelenchus xylophilus (pine wood nematode), 1923 nucleotides. The record is from the annotation of a GenBank genome assembly. Lineage: Eukaryota; Metazoa; Nematoda; Chromadorea; Rhabditida; Aphelenchoididae.